AAAAUUUGUAUCUUACACAUUGACUUAGAGAGGUAAAGAAGUGCUCUAUUAGAUUAGGUAGACAUUAUGGUUAGGUUUAAGACAAAUUUCAAGCCAAGUAAUAGUUCCAUUAAUAAUAUUAAGCUGAUUAAUGAAUAUUUCAAAAGAAGAUGAACAUUUCAUUCCAAAAAGGAUGGCGGUAGCAAUAGCAAUCUUAAUAAUGUUUUUAUUGCAUUACACAACUUUGUUUUUGAGUUCGUGCUUCAAUUUUAAAUAUAAAGGAGAAUACACAAGUCGAAGAGUCUUUUUGUAUGGGAUAUCAGGUAUUAAUAGAAAAUAUAAAGGAUUGUUAAGUCUGAGCACAAUUUAGAGUAGUAUAUUCUCGGCUGUAUUGGCUUGGUUAACUUUAGUGCCACUUUCAAUACUACAUUUUAGUAAUUAUCCAAAGUUCAAGACAUUGUAUUAGAUAUAAGAUUCAUUGUGGUUAACAUAUUACACAUUGUAAAUUACUUGGUAUUUGGGUAUUAUAAUAGAUUUUUACUCAUGAAUUAUUUAU
This is a messenger RNA of Paramecium octaurelia, 535 nucleotides long. Lineage: Eukaryota; Ciliophora; Oligohymenophorea; Peniculida; Parameciidae. The record is from the annotation of a GenBank genome assembly.